AUGGAAGCAGCACCAGGCUAGAAGAACAGUUAUAGAGCAACUGCGAAUCGCUCAGCACAAUGAGAAGUUCAGCACUCUGGACAGCUCUCUGCAUAUGCAUGUAUGGCACAGUGGUGGAUUGCUCAGUGAAGAAGCUUGGCAAUAACACUGGGCGUUUCGCCAAUGCCACUCUGGUUCGGCUAAAUGAGUUUUUAAGUGCCGGAUAUAAAAAAGGAGUUCGACCUGUGCGCGACUGGAGGCAGUCAACGACGGUGGCAAUUGACCUUAUGGUUUAUGCCAUUCUCAAUGUGGAUGAGAAGAACCAGGUUUUGACAACAUAUGUGUGGUACAGACAG
Molecule: messenger RNA, 335 nt
Organism: Danio rerio (zebrafish)
Lineage: Eukaryota; Metazoa; Chordata; Actinopteri; Cypriniformes; Danionidae
Source: RefSeq, a predicted model, not a curated record